Molecule: messenger RNA, 762 nt
Organism: Aspergillus caelatus
Lineage: Eukaryota; Fungi; Ascomycota; Eurotiomycetes; Eurotiales; Aspergillaceae
Exons: 4
Coding region: 1-762 (253 amino acids)
Biological process (GO): intracellular signal transduction; protein phosphorylation
Cellular component (GO): cytoplasm; nucleus
Molecular function (GO): protein serine/threonine kinase activity; ATP binding
Source: RefSeq, a predicted model, not a curated record
AUGACUCCUGCACGGUGUAAUCUCAAGGAAGUGUCUUUUAGUCACUUAUUCCCUUCUAGAACUAUUGCCUAUAUACAUUCACGAGGUUAUGUCCAUGGAGAUAUCUAUCUUCGCGAUAUAUUAGUCAAUCUUCCAUCAAGUUUUCGAUCGCCUUUCAGUCGAGCAGCUAUACGAAGACUAUGGAGAGCCGGGAAACAAGUUCCUAUUACGCAACGCGAUGGGCAACCGCUUACACCAAACAUCCCAGCAAAAGCAGUAUUGCCGCUAUAUCUGGGGAAAGAUGCAGAGGAAUUUUCACUUUCGAGACAUUCAAACCUGACUUGGAAAUUCGUCAGGGGAAAGAUUGCCAUACACCGCCAGCAGGACGUCCUCCAGAAGCUUGGUUUGGAACCGCAGACUUCUUCUCUCUCAUAUUCAGCAAAUGUUUGGAGCUUGGCUGUGGCAAUUUGGGAGAUCCUUGGGAUGAAGGCUAUUUUCAGCAGUGAAUAUGCUACAGUAGAUGAGAUGAUCGCUCAUCAAAUUGAUGUGUUGGGACCUCUACCUCUCAAGUGGUUUGAGGGUUGGGAAAAGCGAAAUCAAUAUUUCGAUAACGAUGGUUAUCCCAAGGAUGGCAGAGAGGAAACAGCCGCGAUUCUAGACCUGAUGCGUCGAAUGUUAACAUUCCGACCAGAAGAAAGGCCAACAGCUCGAGGGGUCCUACAGUCGAGGUGGAUGGUCCAAUGGGUACUACCAGAUUUCGAGCGGAGUUCACAGAUGGGGUAG